AUGGAGAAGCUUCCAGCUUUCUCCGACGUAGAGAAUGGGAGGCACACGUCGAAGCCGAGAGGAUAUGGAGGUAUACAUUCAACGAUUUCCUAAUGUUUCAAAAAAAAAUGCAGACCCUACAUUAGCUUCCAAACUAGACUUCUGAACUGUAGCGCCUCAAUUCGCGUCUUACUAUUUCUCAGCCGCACGUUCACUCUAUGGCAUGCCGCAGAGAAAUAUUAGUUUGCGUCUUAAGGUUUAGAGUCUCCGUAGAGUAAAACUUCGAAGUAAGUUUAAAGUAACCGCCCAAGAAACCCUAUGGAAUAUUGAAAACUUGAGAGCAUUGUAGAAAAUACCAAAAAUACGGUUCUAUAGUCAAUGUUCCCCGACUUGAAAGGCGAGGGAGGCGGGGCAGGGGGCGGGACGCGUAGCGUGUGCGUCCGCGGUUCUUGGCACGUGUUCAAUUCAACCGCCAUCUAUUCUUUGGAAAACCCGUUUUUCGCUUUUUUCAUUUCUUUUUUCAAUUAUUUAUUGAUUAUGUUCAUGUGUGCAUCAAAAAUUAGUUGAAAAAAUUGAAAAAGAGCGGUUGCCGAGCUUUUUAAAUAGUCGGCGUUAAUUGAAUUGAACUCGUGCCAAGAACCGCGAACGUACACGCUACGCGUCCCGCCCCUUGCCCCGCCUCCUUCGCCUUUCAAGUCGAGAAACAUUGACUAUACAAAUUCUUCACAAUAUUAACGAUUUUGAGCUUUCUUUUCUUAAGCAACCUCUUGGAAAUUUUGGUGGCUUCUCAAGAUCUUUCCAGGUUUUGUGAACACAGGGCUUUUAUAAAUGGAGAAAGGUCUUUUUGUCUCUUUUUCUCAGCUUGGGAAACAUUUUGAAGCCUGCUUUGAAGUUCUCUUUAAAAUAACAUUCCACCCAUAUUUGUGACAAUGCUAUGGGGGCUGGUCAGUUCCGGAGCACGGAAACUUUUUAAAUUUGUUUUUCCAAUUAGUUAAAGACCGAUUUCUCGAGGUAACAAGAUGAGCUGCGUCACAAAAAAUACACAAGCUUUCAUUUUAUUACCGAAAAAACCCAUAAAAAUUUCAUCAAAGAGAAAACACUAGAGCUCAUACAGUCCAAAUUACCGGAUCUUCGAAUCUAUGUCAUAUAAAUUUUAUCCAAAGAAUAUUUUUAAGAAGGAGAACCGGAAGCGAUUUUUUAUGAAAAUGAAAGACUCCAUAGCGGAGAUGAAGCCAUUCCGAAAACGCUUUGUGAAGCGGUGAGCCCCAACCAAAAAACGGACGGAAUCAUCAUCAACAAACUUAAGGAAGAAGGUUUUUUCUUACAAAGUUAUUAAUCAUAGAUAACCUCACCAAUCAAUCUGAGAAUGAUGAAGUGAGCAACGUGAUGAUUUCAUGAAGGACUCAAAGUAUAGUUUCGAAAAGUGACCGUUCGACCGACCGUUCGACCAAUAUUUUUUCAACAUUUCUUAAUAAAUGGUCGUUGGUCGAACGGUUGGAGUUUCAACACUUCAGAGUGACAUAUUGGUUUUUGACCGUUUCUUCAAAAAUGGUCGGUCAUUUUUCGAUCGUUCGAAAUGUCACUUCGAAAUUGGUCGGUCAUUUUUUGACCGUUUGAAAUGUCACUCUUAAAAUGGUCGGUCGGUUUCGUAAAUUUCAGAAAUUGGUCGGUCAAACGAACGGUCAGAAAAAUGACAUGUUAUAACCGUUCGAAAAACUGAACGGUCAAAUCAGUUGAAUGGUCUAAUUGGUCGAACGGUCAAAUUUUAGAACACAAACUCAGAGGCAGAAAAAUUCAGAUUCAAGUAUUAGAGAAAACCUCAAAAAUCAAAGAAAUGCCUUGAAAUUGGUGAAAAUUGACCAUUCUGAGAUUUUCUUUCUCGAAGACUAAGAAGUUUUGCACUCCGGAAUUUCAUCUCGUUCAAAUCAAAGCAAAUUUUGAAAGUUUCUUAAUUUCAAAUUGAAAUGAACUUCCUUGUCAGUGAGAAAUUCCGAGUUGGGCGAUGAUUCGCAACUUGAAACGGCUUUUCUCUGCGUUCUCCUCGUUUUUCAGCGACCCUCUCAUUUUGCCGUGAUGUUUUCCUUAUUCUCUGAUCUCGCCGGUGAGGAAACAGAGAUUCGCAGAUGCUCGAAAACUUUCAAGUCGCGGCGAAGGGACUAUAUUAGAAAUAAACGCCUCUUUUUCAGCUGGGUUGAUGAAAAAGAUGGUUUUUGCUAUUUUGAGGCGUCAUAUAGUCCAUUCACCGUAACUUGAAAGUUCUCGUGUGUCUGAGUUUCUCUGUUCCUGGCCGGCGAGGUCACAGAAACGCAAAAAUAGCACGUCAACAAGAGAGGGUCGUCGAAAGACGAGGAGGGCACAGAGGAAUCCCGCCCUUUCAAGUCGCGAAAAACGGACUGUAAUCUGAAAUACAAACGGUGCCGUUUUUUGACCGUCAUAUGAAACUGAAAGUUAGAAAACAAGUGAACUUUUUUUUUGAAAGGCCGGUGUUUUUCUCAAUAGAAACAUUUUGAGAAAUUGAUAAAUUUUCUUAUACCAGGCGUAUUUCAAAGCAUCCUAAAGGCCGAAUUUGUUUUUGGUCGUCGAAUUCUCACAAACCAACACUGGGACCGUUUCGUAAAAUCCUCAAUUUUACUUUUGGGAAAUUGCCUUUAGAGAACAGCUUUUUGAUAGUUUCGAACCAAACCGGUUUUCCAGAUCAAAUUGUUACAAAAUCCUAAUGAGCUAUCUCGAAAAAAGGGAUAAAAACGAAAGUUUUGCAGGCCCGACGGGCUACGAAGCUGUAGGGAAUUUCGAGUCAAAAGAAAUGAAAGGAGACUUGCUAGAGGAAAAGACGAAUGACAAGAAAGAAGACAAUACCAAAAUUAUAUCGGAAAACGCACUGACGGACGCUACGCAAAAAAUGUCGACUUUUUCUCAGCCAAUGAAAGACCUUGCAGAAAGAAGAAAAAGCAUGAAAAGUGAGUUUUAAUUUUCCUUCGGUCGCAGAAAAAAACUCUGAAAUUUUUUUGCCCGUUUCAAAGGGCAAGUUCUGAGCGAAAUAAAAGCAAGCUGGAAAAAAGUUUAGUGACCACUCUAGGAUUUUGACAAUUCAGUGCCCACUAUAGUAGUCGUAUUAUUGGCCACUGAAGUGGCUGAAAUUUAGUGGUCUCUUUAGAGGUCUGAAUGGUACUACUAGAACACUGAAAGUUUUAGUGGCCACAGAGACGAAAAAUAUUGGCUUCUUCAGAAGCGGCUUUAAUGGCCACUUGGGUAUGCUUUUCGAGUAGUUUGAAUAACCUCUUAAGUGGCCACUAAAGUCUUUUUUCCGAAGAAUUGAAUAGCUGACCAGAAGCAUACGCCUAAACUCAUAGAACACGCAUGUCGCGGACACUUGUAGACCAAAUAGUCCGGAUUUUCGCAAUCAUUUUCUUAUUGAACAAAACCACUAAAACUCUGUGAAAGAUUUAUAAAAAAAAAGGCAAAAAUUUCAUCAAAAAAGAGAAAAAAAAAACAGUUUUGCGCAAGAUAAUUUUCACCGUUUUAACUGCAGGAGGGGAAGUUAAAGAGUUGCUUGUGCCGGAACGAGAAAAGAAAGAAAAAGAGGUACCCCGAAGUGAUGACGAAGUUAUGGAGCACCUAAUAUAUUUCCACGGGUGAGAGUUUUUUGACUGGACUGCAAUCGGUCCUUUGCAGGUAUUUGCCGCAAUUAGAAGCUAGAAGGUUUAUAAGGAGGGAAGGUGACUAUCUUUUCAGAAAGUUUGAAGGUAAUGGAAAAAAAAACAUGAUUGUCUAGUUAGGACUUUUUGAGACGACGGGAAGCAUCAUCUUCUUCUGUCAGUCGGGGUUUCGAUGGACUGUGAAAAAGACGAAAACGAUGGUAAUUUAUUUUCUUUUUUUUUAGAAUCCAAAGUUUUGCGUUUCGAGUUACUCUACUCGAUUCAACAUUUAUUCUUUCCCCUUUUUAAAAUUGAAGCGAAAAUGCGCUGCAGUGGGUUUUCCCUCCAGGAACAGCUCAUAUUGAAUGCAGCUUUUUUGAUUAAGAGAAAUUGAUAUAGGAAUUCGAGAUUUAAAAACUACUGUUUUUCAUCCUGAAAACUUUUCAAGCGUAUAUACUUGCUCAGAUGGGGAAUUUGGCGCCAAAAAGACUGGAUAUAAAGAAUUAAAGAUGAAUUUAAAAUCAAUCGGGGGAGGGUUUAUCCUAUAUGAGCUGUGUUCAUCGGAAAAGGUGAAACUUUUUCCAAAACGUGUCAGAAUUGCACCAAAAAGAAGGCAUUGUUGUUUUGGAGGAAUAUUGAGAGCUCGAAUGAACACUUUUCGCCCUUUUAAAAACGUGCUCGGACCUUCGCAACCUUUUCCGAACGUGUCGGAGCAUUUCUAGUAGCCCCUUUAGUAGCGACAGGUCUCGAAAGUGAUCCCUUGAACUGCUCGGAAACGUCCGAAGCGCGUGGUCCGACUUAAAUACUAUUGUUCAAUUUUCCAUCGAGCGUCUGUAAAAUUUUUUGCUUGCAUUCUCACUUUUCUCAUCCAAAUUCACAGAUUUGGACGACAACUAUGCAAAAGACCAGCCAGUCCGAAUCGAAGACUUUGUGGUUCGUCGGGAUGAAAUUAGCGUUUUUUUGGAAGACGAGAACCGUUUUGAAUGCCUCGAGGAUCUGUUAACGUUUUAUAUACUGCAUCCGGACAAGGUGGAAGCUUUUGAGAAGAGGGAAAAGAUGUUAGAAAAACCUUCUUUCAGGACUCGCUGAACAUCAAGCUUCUACGGGGCUGCCCCAUUCACCUGUUUCAAAUCAGAGAGAGGAAUAUUGUUAGGACUAAAGACGUAAGUAGCAACUUGCGAGUGAAGCAAACAGCAUUUCCAAGCUUUAGUUACCUCAAAAUCCUGGUCGUAAGAACUGAAAAGAAUUUUUGGAAUGAAUGUAUUGGUCUGGUUGGACUAAAACCCUUUCGCAAUUUUUGAGGUCCAAUCAGUUUGAUUGAAGCAAAUUGAAGCGGAUUUUCAGGAAUUUGAAAAAAAAAAAGAUUUUUAAGAAAAAUAUAACCAAAUAGGCUUUUACGUGUGUAAAAAUUUUGGAAAAGCCAAUUUUCUCCCUUGACUGUUAUUUUUUCAUUAAGAUUAAUAACUUGAUUGCUAUAAAUUUAUAUAUUUAGAUUUUCAAGGUCAAAUCAAUGUGGUAAAGGGAAUAAGAAGCGAAUUUUUAGACAUUUGAAAAAAAGGUCUACUUUGCUCUAUGCAUGUAUCAGAAAGCAUAAUCCAGUUGACUUAUCCAGAACUGAACGACUUUUUUAAAACCAAUUUCCGUGAGAAAAAGGGGACGCUCAAACUGAGUAUACUUUUUUCAGUUGGGAAGCGGAAACUUCGGCGACGUCUUUCUCGGCGAGAUCACGUCGCUCGCAGUACUUGAUAGAUUUGCGGCUGUCAAAUCGGUGAGUUUAACGGAAUUUGCGGAAAUUCGUGAUUGCAGUUGAAAAAAGACUGCCCUGGGAUGCGGGAGCUUAGUAACAAGAUCAUAUCGGAAGCCCGUGUAAUGAUGAAUCUCUACCACGAGAACGUGGUUGAGUUUUUAGGCUGGAUGAUUGAUCGACAGCCCUUCAUGUUGAUUCUAGAGUACUUGCCUGGUGGGUGGCUUCCGACUUUGAACAGGUGCUCAAAAGUUAGGAACAUUUAGUUAAGGAAAAUAACUAUAUUAAUCGAUUUUUUUGCUGUCUUCUAUUUGAAAAAAAUUUUAUAUCAGUUUUUGUUUCAAACUCUUUUGUGCUUACGUGGGCAAAUAAAGAACUGAAUAAGUCCGGGAGUAGGGUUGAUUUGAAAAAGUUUCAAAAUUUAACUUGGAGGGAGUUUUAUUAGUAUAAACGUUAAUUUUGAACUCGGGAAGUAGUAUUGACUUCAACUCGGAGAGACUUGGGAGAAAGGGAUGGUGGCUUUGAAAAAUGGUCUCCACUAGAGUCUGCAAAAAUGAUCUUCCGAUCAAUCUUUUGGUCAACAUUUUCAUAACAUUUCACCUAAGAUAUGAUAUGUUCACAUUUUGACUGCAUAAAACGUUGACAUGUCUAAAUAAUGUGAUCUUUCGUUUUAUUUGACAGAACAACAUGUCCUUUAUAAUGAAAGAUAAUUCAAAAUGAAAUGCCAAAAUUUGAUCUUUCAAAAUGUCAUCAUGAAAUGAAUAAUCAAAAUUUUGUUCUUUUAAAAUGGUUGGAAGAUCAUCUUUGCAGACUCUCUCCACACUCGCAUGCUGAUCAGGUGUCUCAACGGGUGUACCCGUAUUAAACCCGUGUUUCUGGGGUUAUUUUAGUCUCAGUUGGGCUAAAACGGGGGAACAACGGGUGUAAGAAAAAUAUGUAACCCAGCUGGGCUAAGGCGGGGUCUCAGUUGGGCUAAAAAAUGCCAAAAGUUCUAUCAGCUGGGCUUAUACGGGUUUAAUACGGGGGCACCCGCGGAGACCCCGUGUUAGCACGGCUGGGUUACCCUGCUCAGCAUUCGAGCAUGUGUAGGUAUGCAAUAAUCCGAUAAGUUCCCGACUAAUCUCAUAAAAGGAGGCGGGACGCGUACGCGGUUAUUGGCAUGAGUCCAAAUAAGGCGCCACCGACUACUUCAUAAGCUCGUUCUCCGCUUUUUCCAUCGAUUCUUAAAAGAGAAAAAACAAGUAAAAAUAGUUGUAAAAUUGAGAAAGUCAAUAAAGAAAGUAAAAAUAAUUGAAAAAAGCAAUAUACGAGCUCUCCAAAUAGUCGCUGGCGGUUGAAUUGAACUCGUGCCAAGAACCGCGUACGUACAGGCUACGCGUCCCGACUCCCUCGCCUUUCAAGUCGGGAAAAAUUGACUAUACAGUGAUCCAAAGUUUCCGAAUAUCCUUUCUUUCAUAGUAAUCUCAACCACUCAUCGGAGAGAUUUUAUGAAAUGAAUCACAUUUCCGUUCUCAUUUUAAUCUUGAGCGCUUUUCAGGAGGCUCUUUGGAGAACUUUCUCCUCAAAAAUUUUGAUGGCAUUAGUGACUCGCGCCUAACAAAAUUUGCUUUGGACGCGGCCAAAGGGUUAAAUCAUCUCCAUGAAAAAGAGCUGAUCCAUCGUGACGUAGCCUCGAGGAACUGUCUUCUAGGUUCCGACCUAACGGUUCGAGCCAAAAUAAAUCCAAUCAGAAGGAAGAAAAAUUCUUUUAAUUUUCAAGGCAAAGAUUUCGGAUAUGGGUCUCACCGUACCCGGCAGCACGUAUUGGAUGUCCAAAGCGGAGACCCUACCGACGCGAUACCUGGCGCCGGAGAGCCUUGCGAUCUACUUGUUUGCGUACUCUUCCGACUGCUAUUCGUUUGGCGUGAGUUGCCCUGCAUCGCCCUAA
Caenorhabditis auriculariae is the source of this 7285-nucleotide messenger RNA. The record is from the annotation of a GenBank genome assembly. Lineage: Eukaryota; Metazoa; Nematoda; Chromadorea; Rhabditida; Rhabditidae.